Messenger RNA from Saprolegnia parasitica CBS 223.65, 486 nucleotides. RefSeq lists its product as hypothetical. The transcript is spliced from 2 exons. NCBI's taxonomy places the organism in Eukaryota, Oomycota, Saprolegniomycetes, Saprolegniales, Saprolegniaceae. Bases 1 to 486 code for a protein of 161 amino acids. The record is from RefSeq and is a predicted model, not a curated record.
AUGGUCGAAAUCCCGGUCGAUAUGCUCGAGCCGAUCCCGGACGCCUACGAUGGCGAUGUUUUUUUGUAUCUGGUCGACACGGUGACCAACCGGGUCAUCGUGGGCGACCCGUACCCACUGCGCGUCCCGCAUGGGUCGCGGCCCCGAGAAAUCUGCCACAACGCGAUCAACUGCGUCAUGUCCUGCUGCCUCCCGCUGGUGGCCAUCGGUGCCGGGGUAGUGUCCUUGCUCGGACUUGCACCGACCGCACCGUCCGCCGUCCGUAAUACCAAGUUUCUCGCCGAGCACGUCGUCAGCUGGAUCUUGCCGGUGCCGUCGGCCCAAGAUGCCCGCAAGGGCUUGCGAAUCCAAGACAUCAUCAAGCUCGGCGAUCCCGAUCACAAAUACGGCGGCAGCACGACCGUCCUCCGCGGCACUGCGGAUAGCAUUGCAACCUACACGCGCGAGAUGGCGGUGAAGGCCGGCGACUCUGUCCGCAUGGCGUAA